Messenger RNA from Salmo salar (Atlantic salmon), 2843 nucleotides. The record is from RefSeq and is a predicted model, not a curated record. NCBI's taxonomy places the organism in Eukaryota, Metazoa, Chordata, Actinopteri, Salmoniformes, Salmonidae.
CUCUGCUACACAUAGGACUAUAUGGCAUUCACAGGGUGCUUUGUACACCAAAAUGUCAGUCGGAACCGGUCCAAACCCGCUCAAAGUCCCCCAAAUGGGGCACUUAACAUCUAAGAAAUAAAGUAAUGAAAAUUGAAUUGAAGAUGAAAUGAUUUGCCUUUAUCGUUUCUGUAUGCUUGUCUAUAUGUGAUCUUGCAAAGACGAGACAGACAUUUACAGUGACACAAUGCUGCGUUCGAAUGGUAGAAUGUUUAGAUACGUUUUUAUCUACGCAUUAUGGUUGUCAUGGCAACGUUGUAUGGGAGGAGUGCAUGUCCACCAUGGACAGUGAAAAGGGAAAUAAAUCGUAGUCGGUAGUGGCUGUGGGUAAUCGGUGUAUUUUUAUUUUUCCUAGUUAUCUCGUUAAAUUGUUUCUAAACUUUGCAUAUUGUGGAGGUGAACAAUGCAUUCAACCGGGAACGUUUACGAUAAGGGGUAAUGGCUGCACGAUUAUUCUUGCGGAUAGAAUGACCUGUUGUUGCUUGUUAGUCUAGCUAGCUACUAUGUAAGUUAGCUAAGUUAGCUAGCCAGUUAAAAAAAACUGUCGUGGUGCUAGCUAACCGUAUAGCUUAGCUAUGUCAGGAAACAGUCUUCCGCCUGUGCGAAAUCUACCCCACUGGUCCCGCGUUGGAUGUCUUGACAAGCCUUGCUUUCCACAACCACGUCCUUUCCCGUUUAACCACCUUGAACCGCUGUCCGAUUCACCCCGUGGGGACAGAGGGGGAGAGGUCUCAUCUCUCCGGGACAUGGAUACUCGCGUUGCAUCGCUUCAGAGGAAUAUUCAGUUCCUGCAACUACAGCACAAGGACACUCUUCAGAAGCUACACGGUGAAAUAGAUGACCUCAGACGGGAAAAUAAAGAGCUGCAGUAUAAGCUGAUCAUGGAGCCUUCAAAGUCUUGCAGAAAAGUUAUUUCUUUAGGAUCAAGCCGCUGGAGCACAAGGCCACCGACACAGGGCAGUGAGGCCCAGACAGAGAGAGUGAUCUACCUGGAGCAACCUUUACAAGACACACGCCUAUCUCAAGACCCAUGGCUCAGCAGUAUAGCGGAAGACGGUUGUGUGGCUCACGCCUACACUGAGACCACUGGAGUGGCAAAGCAAGAACACGAGUCAGAGUUGAGGGGAGGCCUCAUCACCUCUCUACAGCCCCUCCGGAUCCACAGCAGCCCAUCCCAUCCCCCCCGACCCCCCACCCUGCAGGAAUGUGAGGUUAUCAUACGGCAGCUCUACAACGCCAACAGCCUGCAGUCUCAGGAGAUUAUACGUGUGAAGGCUGUCCUCCGAGACAUUGUGUUCAACAAGAAAAUCACUCCUGAGAACUACAUCAUGACAAAGGCCUACCUUGCUGACAGCACCAGGCAGAGAAGUUUCCCCAAAUAGCACUUCAACCACUUCCCAAGAGAAUGUCUGGGAACCAGGCAGGGGUGACAGAGAGGGUGAUCCUCCCAGCCCUCAAACAGCACCUGAGCUCCAGCAUCGCAGAGAGGCAGAAAAGGACCCAGGCUGUACAAAGGAGCAGGCUGAGGAGAACAGUGCAUUGAGAGGGACAAACAGUACAGCAGGCCAGCCAGCACCGCAGAACCAAAGCCUCUUUAAAUAAGAUCAGGACUGGCUCCUAUUAUGGCCAUUGAAGGACUUCAAUUACCACUGAAUGAAUGUUAACAGUACCUGUCAAAAGUUGACACCUACAAAUUCCAGGGUUUUUCUUUAUUUUUACUAUUUUCUACAUUGUAGAAAAUAGUGAAGGGAAAAGGGGAUACGUAGUCAGACCAACUGAAUGUAUUCAACUGAAAUGUGUCUUCCACAUUUAGCCCAACCCCUCUGAAUCAGAGGAGCAGGGGGCUACCUUAAUCGACAUCCACAUCUUCGGUGCCCGGGGAACAGUGGGUUUACUGCCUUGCUCGGGCAGAACGAUGGAUUUUUACCUUGUCAGCUCGGGGAUUCAAUCCAGCAACUUUCCAGUUACUGGCCCAACACUAACCACUAGGCUACCUGCAUAUGGAAUCAUGUAGUAACCAAAAAAGUGUUAAACAAAUCAAAAUAUAUUUUAUGAGAUCCUUAAAAAUAACCAGCAUUUGUCUUGACAGCUUUGCACACUUUUGGCAUUCUCUUAACCAGUUUCAUGAGGUAGUCACCUGGAAUGCAUUUCAAUUAACAGGUGUGCCUUGUUAAUUUGUGGAAUUUCUUUCCUUUUUAAUGUGUUUGAGCAAAUCAGUUGGCACAACACAAGGUAGGGGUGGUAUGCAGAAUAUAGCCCUAUUUGGUAAAAGACCAAGUCCAUAUUUUGGCAAGAACAGCAUAAAUAAGCAAAGAGAAACACUCCAUCAUUACUUUAAGACAUGAAGGUCAGUCAAUCUGGAAAAUUACGAUUUUUGGUUCUAACCGCCAUGUCUUUGUGAGACAGAGUAGGUGAACCAAGAAAGAGAGUGAUGGUGCUGCAUCAGAUGACCUGGCCUCCACAAUCACCCGACCUCAACCCAAUUGAGAUGAUUUGGGAUGAGUUGGACCGCAGAGUGAAGGGAAAGCAACCAACAAGUGCUCAGCAUACGUGGGAACGCCUUCAAGACUGGUGGAAAAGCAUUGGGGCGGCAGGUUGCCAAGUGGUUAGAGCAUUGGACUAGUAACCGAAAGGUUGCAAGAUCAAAUCCCUGAGCUGACAAGGCAAUUAACCCACUGUUCCUAGGCCAUUAUUGAAAAUAAGAAUUUGACUGACUUGCCUAGUUAAAUAAAGGUAAAAUAAAUAAAAUUCCUAAUGAAGCUGGUUGACAGAAUGCCAAGAGUGUGCAAAGCUGUCAUUUUACA